This is a messenger RNA of Wasmannia auropunctata (little fire ant), 6962 nucleotides long. RefSeq names its product kinase D-interacting substrate of 220 kDa (gene Arms). The record is from RefSeq and is a predicted model, not a curated record. The coding region runs from base 145 to 6324 and encodes 2059 amino acids. The transcript has 23 exons. Gene Ontology annotation, molecular function: protein binding. Lineage: Eukaryota; Metazoa; Arthropoda; Insecta; Hymenoptera; Formicidae.
GGACAGGAGAAUGUCGCAGAAAUCAAUUUUCUCUCCUGAAAGGACGCCCUCAAAACAUCGUACAUCGUCUGGAGCAUCGGCUCCACGAGCAAAUGAAGGCCGUUUUCGAUUUUCGUGCUGAAUAGACAAUUCGAAGAGAAUGCCAUGCGGAAGGCCAAAGACGAGUGUCUUAGAAUCGCGUCGGCGUUCUUCCGUAAAAGUUUCGAUGAAGAAGACGAUGAAGGGAAGAAAGCCAAAGCCCCGCCGACAAAAGAGUCGGAAGAGACUGUUUCGGAAACGAUCUCUGACGACGAUUCGGCAAAAGUCAGAAGGAAGGCCAGUGUCACGAACGCGGAGGUUCUCUCAAAGUUGGUCGCAUCUGACCCUGAACUUGCGGCUUCUACUUUGUACGUGGGAGAUCGCACCUUCAAACGCUUGCAAUCAUCCGAAAACUCCAGCUUGUCGAACGACGUGGACGAGUGCGCAAUAUCAGAUCGUCGUAAUGCAAGAGAAGAAUGUAACAGGGACAGUGAUGUGAUUUCGAAAGUCGAAAUGCGAAGACUGGCAGUGCCGAUAACGAAUUUCAACGGUGUCUUCCCUGCACCCAAACACGAAGACGUCAUUGCGAAGGAGUCAUCUGCGAGGUUUCAAUCUUCAUCAAUCGGGGACCACCCAAUGCGCGCUCGUACGAAACCAACUGCUGCGGAUAGAUCGAAGCAUUCUCAAUUGACGCCCGAUUUUCUAGAGGUUCCGCCAGGAUCCACAGAACACAUUCGUUCCUCCCCAGAGCGAUCGACAAGUGCGAAAGAACGCUCGGAUGUCGGGAAAGUACGUGAUAUAGUACCACUGAUAGCCGUCAUUCGGGACAGCUUCGACGAGAAAUCUAGCGGUGGUCGCAGAUCAACGUUACCGAUGACGAGCUCCGAUUUGAAUCAGUCUACCUUGCAAAACCCCACGGCGGAGGCCGGCGGCCAGAAGUCGCCGACCUUCGACGAUAUCCUGGCCGGCACCAGCGUGAACCCGAUCCGCAAGUCCAGCAUAGCGAACGCGGCCAUCUGCUCGAGUCUCGCUCCGAGUUUGCUCGGAGCUAUCCCCGGUGUGCCGAAUUCCCUCUUACCGAACGGGGAGUACAAUCUGCAACGAAGUGCCACAUUGUCGAAUCUGUCCACCACCACCACCGUCAGCGACGACAUAACCAUUGGUAGAACGCGUCGCGGAUUGAGGUCGUUUCUUCGUCUUCACAUAACCGAGCCGCAUCCCACGACCUGGCACGACACCGAGGACUACCAUCAUCACUUGCACAAUCAUCACCACCACCAUCAUCAUCAUCACGUGUUCUCGCACAUUCACGUACCCACCAUCACCUUCACAGCGCCAGCCACCGAUGGUAUCGGUCGCAAGUUUAACUUCGCCAUCCGAAGGCACUCGCACGCGACAUUGCACCGGACUGACUCGAUGGUAUCGCUUUGUUACCGAUCACUCGCGAGCUAUAUCACAGAUGAUAAUCUCGUCGGACUGCAGAGCUUCCUCGAAAAUAAGCGAGUGCAGGUCGACGACAGAGAUGAGAACGGUAGCACCGCCCUCAUCCUUGCAGCAACCAAGGGAAAAAUACACUUCAUCCGAGAGCUCAUCAAUCAUGGAGCGGACGUCAAUGCUGAAGACGCGGACAACUGGACAGCGUUGUUGUGUGCAGCGAAGGAAGGUCACACCGAGAUUUGUCUCGAAUUGCUCGAGCACGGCGCCGAUUUGGAACACCGAGACAUGGGUGGCUGGACGGCGCUCAUGUGGGCGACGUACAAGGGCAAGUCUACGACGGUGACGAUGCUGCUAGGGCGCGGGGCUGACGUCAACGCGCAUGGAAAUUUUCAUAUAUCCUCGUUAGUAUGGGCCGCUGGCAGGGGUUAUACUGAUAUAGUCAAAGACCUCAUUGCUCAUGGGGCGAAGGUCAAUGUCGGUGACAAGUAUGGAACAACGGCACUCAUAUGGGCAUCGCGUAAAGGAAACGUAGAAAUUGUUGAUAUCCUUCUUAAAGCUGGGGCUAACGUCGAAACAGCUGGCAUGUAUUCGUGGACUGCCCUGGUCGUCGCAACCCUCGGUAAUCAUGUGGAGGUGGUGUCGCUACUAUUAGAGCACAAGCCCAACGUGAACGCUCUAGACAAAGAUGGUUGCACCGCCCUAGCGAUUGCCUGCCGUGAAGGUCAUCACGAAAUAGCGAACGCUCUUUUAAAUGCCGGCGCUUACGUUAAUAUUCAGGAUCGGGCUGGCGACACGAAUCUAAUCCACGCGGUUAAGGGUGGCCAUCGAGGCGUGGUGGAAUCAUUGCUGAAGAAGUAUGCGGAUGUCGACAUAGCUGGAAAGGAUAAAAAAACCGCAACUUACAUAGCCGUAGAGAAAGGCAAUGUGCCGAUACUCAAAUUAUUACUAAACGCUAACCCAGACCUGGAGAUUGCCACGAAAGACGGCGACACGCCUUUAUUACGGGCGGUGAGGUCGCGUAACGCCGAAAUCGUGCAAUUGCUUUUAGACAAGAAAGCCAAGGUCUCGGCUACGGACAAGAAGGGCGACACUGUACUGCACAUAGCGAUGCGCGCGCGCUCGAAAGCGAUUGUCGAGAUACUACUGAGGAAUCCAAAGAAUAGCCAGUUGUUGUACCGUCCGAAUAAACAAGGCGAAACCCCCUACAACAUCGAUGUCAAUCAUCCUAAGACGAUGCUUGGUCAGAUAUUCGGUGCUCGGCGUUUAAAUACCAAUGAGGACAAUGAAAACAUGCUUGGCUACGAUUUGUACAGCAGCGCGUUGGCAGACAUUCUCAGCGAACCGUCGCUUUCUACACCAAUUACUGUCGGCCUUUACGCAAAAUGGGGAUCUGGGAAAUCAUUUUUAUUGAACAAAUUAAGAGAGGAAAUGAAGAAUUUUGCGCGACAGUGGAUCGAUCCCGUAUUCCAAUUCUCUUCCUUACUCUUUUUAGUAAUAGCUCACGUUUCUCUACUUGUGGGCGUCACGCUUGGAGUCGCCUUACAGUCGUGGAUCGUUGGCCUGUCGUCUGGAAUAAGCUUAUUAGUUGUCAUUUAUAUUUUUCUAAUCCUCGUUUGGCAUGUCAACAAGAGGUACGAUUGGUACUGGCCGUAUAAUCUGACAGUGGAGCUCACCACCAAGUUGAACGCGCUAAAACUGCUGUUGCAAGUGAUCUUUUGUCACCCGCCGGGCAGUCAGUGUCACGACAGCAUAGCGGUGCAGCCGAUAAAGUUUUACUUCACCGAUCAGACCCGCGUGGGCACGACCGCCGCCGGUGAGAACGCGGUCGUGCAGAUGGUCGGCUCGCUGUACGAUUCCGUCGAGAACGACUACGGUUCCCUGUCUACCAGACUGUACAGAGCAUUUCGGCCGAAACCGGAUAAAUCCACCACCACGUGGAAAUGGAGGCGUUUGUGUUGCUUGCCAUACGUAAUCAUAUUUGAAUUCUGCUUGUGCAGCUUGCUCGUCGGUGUCUCGAUACUUACGGUGUACCUCAUAGAUAUCUCGAACGAUGAAUCCACGAUAGAGCGAGUCACUGCUCACAUUAUCAUGAUAUCGAUCGCCUUGGUCUUGGCCAUUAGUAUAAUAGCGAAUUUGUACACGUGGAGCAGAACGCUGCAGGCAUUGGUUUUUUCACAGAGGCGACACCUUCAACGUAGUAUAUCAAAAUUGGAGACUCUGAAGAGUGAAGGGUUCAUUCAGACCUUGAAAAGCGAGGUCAAUUUAAUGACGGAAAUGGUCAAGUGCUUGGAUAGUUUCAUGGCUCAACAAAGUAGACUAGUCGUGAUAGUGGACGGUUUGGAUAGUUGCGAGCAGGAUAAAGUUUUACUCGUUUUAGACGCUAUACAGGCCUUAUUUAGCGAUAACGGAUAUCCCUUCGUCGUAAUACUAGCGAUUGAUCCACACAUUAUAUCUAAGGCGGUAGAAGUAAAUAGCAGAAGACUAUUCUCGGAAUCGAAUAUCGGCGGCCACGAUUACCUGCGGAACAUGGUGCAUCUGCCGUUCUACUUGCAAAACAGCGGCUUACGGAAAGUCAAGGUUGCCCAACAGACUGCUCAACACUACAAGAAGACGGCGUGGACGGAGGCCGAGGAGAGUGUCAAUUACACCGCGACCAGCACCAUGCAUCACUCGGUGUCCAACAGGAGGCUCAGCACGGAAUCGGCCAUAAUGAACAGCAACGAGAAAUUGAAACCCCAAACUAGGAAGGGCAGCAGGAAGAUGCGAUUGAGCGAAUCGAUCGCCAGCAGUAUCGGCAGCAAUUUGAACCGACUGGGCGGCGCGCAGGAUCUCAAUAAGAUGCUGCUCACCGACGAUUACUUCAGCGACGUGAAUCCCCGUAGUAUGAGGAGAUUGAUGAACGUCGUUUAUGUCACCGGACGAUUACUCAAAGCAUUCCAGAUUGACUUCAACUGGUAUCACCUGGCUAGUUGGAUCAACAUUACUGAGCAGUGGCCUUUUAGGACGUCUUGGCUGAUUCUUCAUUACGACAUGUACGAGGAGAGUCUAGACGACAAUAUGUCGCUCAAAAGUCUUUACGAUAAGGUGCGACCGCAAAUUCCGGUGCUGAAGGAGGUGCAACCGCUUCUCGAGAUAGACAGAGACGAGCGCAAGCUGGAUGUCUUCCUCACCUUUCACCGGUCCAGCUUACUCAUCAGCGAUAUGAAAAUAUUCUUGCCUUUCACUAUUAAUCUAGAUCCGUACAUUAAGAAGAAAAUUAAGGAGGAGCAACAAAGUAUAGAGGAAGAUACGAAUCUGUUUCACAAACAAAACGGUGCUUGGCACGGCCACGGUGUUCCGUACGAUUGGACCCCGCAGAGGGGCAUGUCGAAUCGACAUGCGAAACUUGCCAAACAAUCAAGUUUGCAGGGAUCUGUACCGCCGACGCCAUCGUGGGCCUACCAGCCAAGCUUCGAAUGGCAAGCGCCGCCAACUUGGAUGCAAAUGCCACACAUAGAACCAAUGUCAAAACCGCUUUCCGCAACGACCACAUUACCGUCUGAAAUUCUGGAGAUAAAGCUGUCGUCCUUAACAGUGAACGGGGUUUGCGAUCUGAUCGACAAAAUCGAAUGCCUUAAUUCGACCCAAGCACCGAUGUAUAAGCAGGCCAUCAAAGACAACAAUAUCAAUGGACGAGUUUUAUUACAUUGCGAUUUGCAAGAAUUGAAAAAAGUAUUUAAAAUGACUUUCGGGGAUUGGGAAUUAUUUCGCAUGGUAAUUGUAUCACUGCGAGAAAUGGAACUCUCGUCAUUUACUUACGAAGAGGGUCCUCGAAGUGUCCGAUUUACCGUUGGACCCGACCAAGUUUUACGCAAAGAUCACGCUAUUCCAAAUAAUUCGAUUCGUGUGUCUGGUCACGUAGAGAAAGAGAAAGGAGCAUCGAGAACGGAUGGAUCGACUUCUCGUCGUGAUCAAAAUAAGCAGUCCAUCAUGGAAAAACAGUUCCAGGUAACGUUAGAGGAGCAAAUGAUUUGCGGAGCAUUACAGACCCUGAAUGAGGAAGCUUGCGAGGAUGUUUUAGACGUGCCAUCGCCAGCGGUGGCACCGACGACAGACUCACUUUCCUCAGGACCCGUCAUUUCGGCGCACGACACGGAGUACGUGCUGCUUCAAGCCAGCCCGCUGUUUCACUGGGUGCCGAUUAACGAGGACCCGGUCAGCUCGGACGACAGCUCGCACGACUCCACCGUGUUCCUUCAACGUACCAACUCCCAACGUAGCGUCACGUCUCAGCGCAGUACGAGAUCCGCCUCCUCGCACAAGAACCUGAAGAGAAGCGGCAGCAACAUCAGCACCAGACCCUCCUCGCUGUUCAUCUCUCCGCCUCCGUCGCCGAAGCCUGCCAUCAGAUCGAAGUCGACCGACGAGAGAUGUAUGGGGAACAACAAUGCGUCCCUGAAGACCGCGUCACCGUCGGUGAUGCCCGCCAAGAGACGCUCCUCCUCCACGUUUGACGAAGUGGUGAUAUCGGUGCCCACUUCCAGCCUGGAGAAGCUGUCGAAACUGAAGGACCGUCUGAUCGGCGCGGCGCCGACGUUGACGAGGUCACCGGGUGCGCCCGGCGGCGGCGAGAGCGACGACGAGUCCACGCCGCUGGUAUCCGAAUUGUCCACGCCAACGCAUUCCCAAUCGGACAGCGUGUUCAAGCACGACUGUAGUGCAGAGAACAGCUCGCCGUCGUCCAACAGAAGUCUACCGCGGGACGGGGAACGUCGCGUGGGCGUGGAUUACUCCGAUACCGUGAGCCUCGUGAUACGCGAGUCCCUGAACACUCAACCGCCGUCGCGGCGCGACGCCAAGGCGCGGGACGACACGGAGACGCCCGUCUAACACCUGCCGUCUUCUGUACACAAUCGUGUGAUACGACGCACGAUAGCUCAUAGCAUAGUAGUGCAUUCUACGUUUUGAUUAAAUACUGAUACAAAUGUGAUGAAGAAGACUGGCGUCUUGUUGGGCGGAUUUACACGAUUAUACGUAAUUCUGUUUUGACGACAAACAUCGAGAUAAGAUAUGUCUCUCUGUAAAUAACGAAUGGCGAGAAAACGAGCAAAUUUUUUUAAUAGUUAGAAUGUUAAACGUGUUCAUCGACUUGUGGUUAAGACGAAUGAUGCCUUCUCACGCAAGUCGUGCAAUAAUCCUUAGUCUAGCGAAAUGAUCUCGAAGGUGUAUGACGCCGAUGCGACAUUCCGUGUAAAUAUUAAUGCAUUUACGAAUGCAAAUAUUUAUCGACAUUUUUCCUUUUUAUAUUGAAUUAGUACUGAAAUGUGCGUUGAAACGAGGGGGGAUGAGGAAUAUUUUCCAAUGUAAUAGUACGUAACAAAGUAUCCUGUCCCCCAGUAAUAAGCAAUUUGAGUCAAUUCGUAAUGCCAGUGCAAAUAGGUGGCUUAAAGUGUAACAGAUAAAUACUGAAGAGAGUAUUUUAAAGAAGAGAAUUGAAAACGACCAGAUUGUUGAUUAGACUACAUAUC